Molecule: messenger RNA, 1622 nt
Organism: Pogoniulus pusillus (Red-fronted tinkerbird)
Lineage: Eukaryota; Metazoa; Chordata; Aves; Piciformes; Lybiidae
Gene: CCDC15
Product: coiled-coil domain containing 15
Exons: 10
Coding region: 93-1340 (415 amino acids)
Cellular component (GO): centrosome
Source: RefSeq, a predicted model, not a curated record
CGCGGGGCGGGGCCUGCGGCGGAAGCGGCGCCGGAAGCGGCCCUGGGACUCGAAGCGGCGGCUGCGCGCGGACGCGGCGGGCCCCGCCCGCCAUGGUGCAGAGGAUGCUGCCCCCUCCAAAGGGGCCGGGGAAGCACCCUGGGGGCCAUCGGGCGAGACCCCCGCGGCAGAGCUGCCAGGUGCUGGCCGAGAGGAGCCUGAACGUGGUCCCCGUGGGUGCCUGGGUGGAGAGCGGCCCAGGGGAGCUGGAGGAGAGCUUGGCCUUCGCUUCAGCCUCCCGCGUGGAGGAGGAGCUGAAGGAGCAGCAGCGGCAGAAGGCAGCCAGGCUGAGGCGCUUCCAGGCAGAGGUGAAGCAGAGGGUGAGGCAGCAGCUCCAGCUGAGGAGGAAGCAGCAGCUGCAGGAGUCCUAUGAAGCACUCAGCAGAAGCACGAAGCAGGCCCGGCUCAGGCUGGCCUCCUGCAGAACCGUCCCCCCAGGACUGGGUCCCCCCGAGCUGCCUGGCGGUGUCUGGAGGCGAGAGCCACCAGAGCCCUGGGAGCCCCCUGCAGAGGAUGAGGGCGAGCUGCUGCAGCCGGCAGGCCACCGCCGCCCCCGAGCUGAGCCGCAGGAGCAGGGCACAGCCCCGCCUGGAGCCAAGCCAGGGGAUGACUUCUACAUCAAAAUCGCGUUUAAAAAGUGCUGUGCUGGCUCAGUGCAGGCCUCCAGCUCACCUAAACCUCCCCAGAGGCCCCACACCCAUCACCACACUCCUCCUGUGCUCUGGGCUGGUGCAGACCAAGAGGAAACCAAGAAGCAGCGCCGCUGCGAGCAGCUGCGGCUCAGGCACCUCCUGAUGGGCAUCGAGCGGCAGCAGGUGAGGGAGCAGCAGAGGCAGCAGGAGAAGCAGAGGAGGAUCCACCAGAUUAAGAGCAAGAAGGAGAACCAGUGCCAGGUGGAGGAGCAGAGGAUGCUGGAGAUGGCUGAGCAGAGAGGACUCUCCCCAGGUGAGGGAGCCUCUGAAACUUUGGCUCAGCUUCAGCUGGAGGAGAGGAGAGUGGAGAAGGUCAAGGAGAAGCAGCAGCGCCAUAAGGAGCGUGUGAGGUACCUUGAAGCUCUCAGAGCCCAGCUGAAGGAGAAGGUCAAACUGUGUCACAUUGAUCUGCCCCCAUUGUGCUCCUGUGGCUCCAGCUUCUGGGACUCUCACCCGGAUACCUGCGCCAACAACUGCAUCUUCUACAAGAACCACAAGGCCUACAGCCGUGCCCUGUGCUCCCUCCUCUCCUCCUGCGAGCCCCAGGGCAGGAGCUCCUCUGCCAAGCUGCUGCUGCGGGACCUGGCUGCUCUCUGCGGGAAGCUGUGAUGGGGCAGCCUCCUGUCACCGGCCCCUCCUGUGCCCCUGUGAUGGGUGUAAGUGGGCAGCAGGGCUGUGCCUUGUGCUGCCUGCUCCUGCCUGGCCUCCCCUCCAUCCCUCAGGACACCUCCUUUACUCUCCAGCUCCUCAGGCUCAGCUCCCAGCUGCACCUCUCCCGUUGCUGGGGCGCUGGGGCUGCUGCUGGCUGCGGAGGAGCCCUUGUGGGGCUGGUUUCUGGGCAGGCAGCUGGGCCCCGGGUGCUGAGCUGAGGAAUAAACUUUGUUUGUCUCA